Molecule: messenger RNA, 2942 nt
Organism: Linum trigynum
Lineage: Eukaryota; Viridiplantae; Streptophyta; Magnoliopsida; Malpighiales; Linaceae
Source: the annotation of a GenBank genome assembly
CUAAUUAAUUAAGGUGACUCUUUAUUCCUCGUUUAGAUAACAGAGGACUAUUUACGUAGCUACCCAUGAAAGCUCAUUUUCUCCCUUCUAGAAUUCCUGUUAUCUUUUCUUGACCUAAGAAUAAGAUCCGUUUUUUUUUUAUAAUUUCAUAAGGAAUAAAUAAGAAUUCUUUAUACUUUUUUAAGGAAUAAAUCAGAUUUUUUAAAAAUUAUUUUUUGACCUAAUACCCUUGACUAGCCACAUGCUUUCCCUUCGACAAUUGUAUUUUGGUUACUUAUAUCUCUUUCCACGUGGGCUGCUCCAUGCAUGCAAAGCCGAUCACCAGGCCACCUAUUUAAACAUUUCCCACCCCACGCAUCUCUUCUCAUCCCACAGACUAACUAAUCAAUUCUCCAUAGCCAACCAGCUCGACCAUCUACAGCCAUGGAUCUUGCUUCAAUACUCUUCGCACUUUCGGGAGUCCUCUUCCUUCUGAUCCUCCACAGGCUGGUGGUCAACCCUAGCAACGGAAAAAACAAACCCCUGCAAAUCCCUGAAAUCCCAGGAGGCUUGCCCUUCAUCGGCCACCUCCACCUCCUCGGCGGCGAAGACACGCUGGCCAGGAAGCUGGCCUCCUUCGCCGACAAGCACGGCAGCAUGUUCACCAUCCGCCUCGGCGCCUACCCAACCGUGGUGGUCAGCGACUUCGAGUCCAUGAAGGACUGCUUCGUGAAAAACGACAGAGCCCUCGCCGCCCGCCCUCCUUCCACGCAGGGCAAGAUCCUCGGCAACAACUUCGCCGUCUUCGGGUUCGCCUCCUACGGCGAGUACUGGCGCAACGUCAAGAAGCUCAUCAUCACCGAGAUCAUGUCCCUCCCCAGGAUCAGGGCCCUCAGGCACGUCCAGGUCUCCGAGGUGGACGUCCUAAUCAGGGACCUCCACCUCCAGUGCAGCACCAACAGCCAGCAGGCUGAUCACCACGUGGUGAUCAGCGACUGGCUGCAGAACUUCGUCCUCAACAUCAUCACCAUGAUGGUGGCCGGGAAGAAGUACUUUGAGAACCUGGCAGACAGCGUCGGCCUGCAGGCCGAUGCUGGAGGCCGCCCCGUCGGGGAGCUCAUCAGGGAGUUCAUGGACGUGAACGGAUCGCUCGUGCUGUCGGAUCUGAUUCCGAUCCUCGGGUGGAUCGACAUCAAGGGGAUGAAGAAGGCCAUGAGGAGGAUCUCCAAGGAGCUGGACGUGAUCGUGGACGGUUGGAUCGACGAGCACAAGGUGAAGAGGAACAAGUUGGGUGAGAACUUGGUCCCCGAGGAUUUCAUCGACGUCAUGCUCUCCGUUGUCGAUGACAACUUCGACCCUUCUUCCAAACAUGACAAGGAAACCAUCAUAAAGUCAACCGCUAUGGCGGUGAUUAUUGCGGCGGCGGACACGACGUCCGUGACGCUGACGUGGAUGCUGUCGAACCUCCUGAACAACCGGCGAGCCAUGGCGGCGCUGAAGCAAGAGAUCGACGAGAAAGUAGGGAAAGACCGGAUCGUGGAGGACUCCGACCUCGAAAACCUGACGUACCUGCACGCGGUAAUAAGGGAGACGCUGCGGAUGAACCCGGCGGGGCCGAUCUCGGUGCCGCGCGUGGCAUCGGAGGACAUCACCAUCCGUGGCUACCACGUGCCGAAGGGGACGCGCUUCUUCGCCAACUUCUGGAAGCUUCACCGGAACCCGGAGAUGUUUCCGGAGCCGGACGAGUUCAGGCCGGAGAGGUUCCACGAGAAGGAGGUGAAGGUGGACAUCUACGGGAGGGAUUUCGAGUACCUGCCGUUUGGCACCGGGCGGCGGUCGUGCCCCGGGAUGAACUUCGGGAUGCAGGUGGUGCAGCUGACGGCGGCGAGGCUGAUCCAGGCGUUUGACUUUGGGACGCCGUUUGACCUGCCGGUGGACAUGACGGAGGCCGACAGCACCACGCUCGCCAAGGCGAAGCCGCUGGAAGUCGUGCUGACCCCACGCCUUUCGCCGGAGCUUUACCAGCUGUCUUGAUUAUUAUUUAAUUAAUUAGGAAUAAUUAUGUUAAUCAUCAUCUUAUCCAGCAGCCGCCGCCAGCCAGAUCGUAAUUAAUCAUAGUUUUAUUAAUUAAUUAAUGAUAUAAUAUAAUAUAAUAACCAGGGUGAUGGGAAUAGUUAAUUGAGUAUGCCAGUAUGGAGAUCCUCUGUCCCUUCAGAGACCCUUUGUGGAGAGAUGGGAAAUAUGUAAUAACUGGCUUUCAUGUUUAUUGAUUUUUUUUUUAAACGUUUAAGUUGAUUCAUAUAUAUUUUUUUUAAUAACACUUGAUUCAUAUAUAAAGGUACACAUCUUAUUGCAGUUCAUUUGUCUUCAGCGAAUUAAGUUGUUUUGACAGAUGAAAAGUUAUAUAUGAUUGUUAUACAGACAAUUUUAUUACAGAAGUGGAGACACUAAGUACAACAUAGGUACUUUGUCCCAAUUUUGAACAAAGGUUUAUGAAGUGAUCAAUCUUGGCGUAACGUAGGACCUUCCUAAAGGUCGUUUGGAUGAGGAAUUGCAAAAGAUCAAUUUGACACAAUUGCCUCGUUUUGAGACAAUUGUACCAAAUUGCCUCGUUUGCCAGCAAAAAAAUUGGAUGGAUCAAUCUGCCUGAGGUAUUUUGAAUUGAUCCAUUUUGAGUCAAUUUCAAUUACCUUAGGGUGGGGCAGGUAAUUCGAAUUGCCUCGUUUUAAUUGCCUCGUUUAUAAAACAAAACUAUUGAUCAAAUUGACUCAUUUAUAAAUUGAUCCAUCUAUACUACCUCAAAAUCUUUUCCUAUCAACUUUACGACGUUGAAUCGAGAAACAAAUCCAAGGGACCGGUUAGGUGAUUACUACAAAGUAGUAAUCACCGUGGUUACUAAGGGUAAAUUGGGUAUAAAAAAUAAAUUGUAUUAAUUGAUUUUUUAAUAAAUUACAGUUUAGGUA